AGGAUGGGCCCAAACUGUCUCUCUCUCUCUCUUCCAUCUCUCUCCAUCUGCACUCUAUCUCGACAGAUACACACACGCACAAAUCUUCUUCACCUUCGGUGAUUGUGAAGUCGCCGCCGUCGUCUUCCUGUUGAAUUCGCCGGGACGCCGUCGUAAGCCGCCGCCAUCCCUUCGCCUCUCUCUAUCUCCAUCACUUUUACUCUCUCUCGUUCUCUCGACAAUACACGCAAUAGCCCUAAAUCCCCCCUCCCCAUUCCCCUUUUUCGAACUUGCCGCUGCUGCUACGAAUCCGGUGAGCGGCCUACGCCCCGCCGCGUCUCCUUCGCUGAGAAUCGCCACGCCGCCGCUCCUUCUCCUUCGCCUUCUCUCUUUGGCUGGUCGGCGGUGUAUGGUGUGGUCGUGGAUUUCGACCUCUGCGUUCAACAACCACCGCCGCUGUCUCUUCCUUUGAUUGGAGCCCAGGGCUCUCCUCGACCCGGACAGCAGCCAUGACCGCUGCCAAGCGCACAACUCCGACGCCACCGACGCGCCUCUUCCUCUGAUACUCCGGACGGAUAGCACCAGUGAGGAGAGCCGCACCGCCGCCGCUUCUGGGGACUGCCGCUACGCGCGCAGCUACGGCAAAACAGGGCAGCAACAAGGAGCCACUCCCACUGCCGCUUCUCUCCACGCUCGACGCGAUCAGAGCAACGGAACAGGGCUGUACCACCCUCGACUCCCGACUCGACAAGUUUCAACGGCGUACACAAGUUCAAAAUUCAAUUUGUGCUACAAGAUUGAUUCUCCCUUGUAAAUGAAGGUCCAUGGACUCUGGCCUUGGUUCUGGGGCAAGGGAUUGUUCUGAGGAUGACAUUGUAGGGGUAGGUGAUCCUACUGCAGUAGUGGAUGCCUGUAUAAAUCAGAUAGGUGAGGUUUCAAGCUUCCUGUAUGAUGAUGAGGAGGUCUUUGUUCAUGAAGAUGCAUCGUUGAGUCGCGAAGCUUCUUCUACUGAGAAAGAUGGUAUGGAUGUAGAUAGAGAGAGCACAUAUAGCUGCCUUAAUUCUUCUUCAUCAGAGGAAAAAAGUUUUGACAGUGAUGGUAAACAUGAGUCUGCCAGCCAAAAUGGUUGUUUAAACAAUGAUGCUGAGUGUCAGAGUCCUAAGGCAUGCAUCAGUGGCAAUAAUGGGCCAGAUAUUUUGGGCGAGCAAGAUGACCGUAGUCCUGGUAUUUCCUCUGACGAUCAGCUGGGAAUGGAUGCUGAUGAUAAACAAGUUUCUAUAGCUGAAACCCCUUCUAAUGCCUCGUCUGGAUCCAUUAAAGAUGAAGCUGAAGAGUACAUAGUGCCGGAACUUGGGGUGGAGUUUGAAUCUGAAGAGCAUGCAUACAAGUGUUACAAUAGAUAUGCUCUGAUGGAAGGUUUCAGCAUCCGAAAAGAUUUUGUGAAUAAAAGUAAGGUUACUGGCUUGGUAGUAUCGAGAAGGUACACCUGCCACAGACAAGGCUAUGGAUCCAGCAAGCGUGAUAUGAACAUGAAACCCCGGAAAGAAACAAGAACUGGUUGUCAGGCUCACAUGACCAUUACGCGUCAAACAAAUGGGAAAUAUCGUGUCAUCCAUUUCGAGACAAGGCACAAUCAUGAGUUUGUGACACCAUUCACAGCCCAUUUGUUACCAUCACAGAAGAGGAUAUCCUUUGUUGAGGCUGUUGAGGCCGAAUCAGCUGCUGCUCCGGUGCCAGAUGGGGUCCCAAAGCUGGGGAUGGGGUUUGAUUCGGAAGAUCAUGCUUAUGAAUUCUACAAUGCAUAUGCUGGGCGACUGGGUUUCAGUAUUCGGAAGGAUUACGUGAACAGGAGUAAAGUAGAUGGAGCUGUGGCAUCUAGGAGGUAUACUUGUUUCAGAGAAGGCUAUAGGCAGAACGACAAAAGAGGUUCAAAAGUGAAGAGACCACGAAAGGAAACCAGAGUUGGGUGCAUGGCACAGUUAGUCAUUUCUCGUCAGGCUGAUGGUAGGUACCGUGUCACUCACUUUGAAGAACGCCACAAUCACGAGCUUGUACCAGCAUGUAAAGUUCGCACACUGCGAUCACAGAGGAGGUCUUUGACAAAUCAAAUUGUGGAAUCCCAGUGCAUCCGGAGCUUCUGAUAUGCCGCCAAAGUCAGUUGCUGAGUUGUUAUUAGCAGGAGCGGGAGGUCAGGACGAUCCCAUUUUUGAUCCUAUAGAUCACGAGAUGAAUCUUACAUCCAAACGAGCUUGGAACAUGAUGCAGGAAGAAGCUGAAAGUUUCCACCGGUAUUUCCAGAACAAGAAACUGAAGGAUCCGUCUUUUGUUUAUGCUGUACAGCUUGAUGUUGAAGAGGAAAUGACCAAUUUCUUCUGGGCUGAUGAGAAGAUGUUGGUGGACUAUGGGGAUUUUGGUGAUGUGGUUUGCUUUGAUACAACAUACCGUCUCAACAAAGAUUGGCGGCCUUUAGUCCUGUUUUUUGGAAUAAAUAAUCAUAAGCAGAUACUGGUCUUCGGUGCUGGAUUUCUUUACGAUAACACAGCCCAGUCUCUUAAAUGGAUACUGAGAACCUUCAUAAAAGCAAUGUCUGGAAAAACCCCAAAGACUAUCCUCUCUGAUAAAAAUGCUAUUUUAUCAGAAGUAAUAAGCUCUGAAUUGCCUGAAACUCAACACAGGUUAUGCACAUGGCAAAUAUAUCAAAAUGCGCUCAAACAUCUCAAUGAAGUAGUCGUCAGCUCAGAUUCUUUUUCCAGUGAUUUAUGUGGCUGCUUUCUCCACCUGGAUGAGGAAGACUUUGUUAAUUCCUGGAAAGUCAUGCUGGAUACUUACAGUCUGUGGGAAAAUGAGUGGUUGCGCGGCGUAUUUGAAGAGAGAGAGAAGUGGGCUUUGCCAUACAGCAAGCAUAUCUUUUCAGCUGACAUAGAAACUGCUUUCCUCUCUGAGUGCUCUAUCACUAGCCUGAAAAAGUACGUGAAGCAUGAAUCACAUAUUCUCCAGUUUGUCAAGCAUUUUGGAAGGGUGGUUAACGACUGGCGCUACAAAGAGUUGGAAGCUAACUAUGACAUGGGUCAGCAUGUGCCAAGAUUGAUGGGUGAUGUCAUAAUGCUGAAGCAGGUAAGGGAAAUAUACACGCCCAUCAUCUUUAAAACGUUUCACCAAGAAUACGAAAUCUCUCUGAACAUUGUGAUCAACCAAUGCAUUGAUGCAGUGUCCUCAGUCGAGUAUAAAGUCAGUACAUAUGGUGAGGUUCGUCAUUACACUGUUUUAUACAGCUUAGAAGAUGAUUUAGUUGCUUGCAGUUGUAUGAAGUUUGAGUCUGGAGGAAUUCUGUGUAGCCAUGCACUGAAAGUGCUGGACUAUAGGAAUAUAAAGAUAGUCCCUAGCCGAUAUAUAUUGAAGCGUUGGACCAGAGAUGCGAGGGCGUAACAUUUAUUUUUCCAGCUUGUAUUUUGGCAAGGAAAUGUAACUAUCAUGUAAGAAACUAUACAGUUGUAGAUUGGCUGAUUGUAUAUUUUUGUGGAAAUUAAUGAAGGUUUUAUUGAUUGGUCAGUUGACUACUGAUUUUGAGAAA
Salvia miltiorrhiza (redroot sage) is the source of this 3550-nucleotide messenger RNA. RefSeq names its product protein FAR1-RELATED SEQUENCE 7-like. The transcript is spliced from 2 exons. Lineage: Eukaryota; Viridiplantae; Streptophyta; Magnoliopsida; Lamiales; Lamiaceae. The record is from RefSeq and is a predicted model, not a curated record. Bases 804 to 2120 code for a protein of 438 amino acids.